Molecule: messenger RNA, 1503 nt
Organism: Symbiodinium necroappetens
Lineage: Eukaryota; Dinophyceae; Suessiales; Symbiodiniaceae
Source: the annotation of a GenBank genome assembly
GACAACAUUGCGAUGGCUGCAUCCUCCCUGGCUUGGGUGUCCCAGCAGGCCCUUUGUCAGGAUUCUCCUGCUCUGCCUCAUGAGUGGAGUAUUGUUCAGCUUGCUUGGUUGCCGAAACCUAACAAGACUCCAACUUGUCCAGAGCAUCUACGUUCUAUUGGACUGCUCUCUGCAGAUAGCAAGGGCUUUCUUCUCAUCCUGAGACGGGAGAUCACCCCUUUCAUCCGGGAAGCGCUCACUGACGUGCCACAGUAUGCCUAUCGGCCCCAGGCUGGCACGCUGGAUGCCCUGCUGCGCUCCAGUCUGCAUUGCACCGAGGUUCGCGACUUGAUGAGUCAGCAUCAGAUUGAUCACACCAGCAAGCUGGUGUUCCGCUUCACCUGGCAAACGUCGUUAUGCAGGCUUUGCCGUCGCUUGGAUGCAGUGCUCGGCGAUGGCUGGUCCCGUCGACAUCUCAGCAUCUUCGCAGACGACACUCAUGGAAGCUGGAUCAUUCGGAAUGAGCGAGAACUUUGUGAUUCCGUACAGCAUCUUCGAGUGCUUAUUGACACUCUAGAAUCGAUGGGUCUGCAAAUCAACUACACCAAGUCCCAGAUUGUCAUCCAGCUUCGAGGUCAGCUUGUUGCCAAGAUGCAGAAGAAAUUCUUCAAGCAGAGGCAUGGUGUGCAGUGUCUACGCAUUCAGGCUGAUCAAGACAUUUAUCUGCCAUGCGUGGAUAGACUGGACUACUUGGGAAUCGUUCUCUCGUACUCUGGCUUUGAGUCCCAAACCGUGCAGCUUCGUGCCCAAAAAGCAGAUAAUGCCUUCAGGCAACUUCGCAAACCCCUGCGGUCGCGCAGCGCGCUCUCUACAGGCCACAGAGUGCGACCCUAUCGGGCCAUUGUCCUUAGCUCCCUUGUUUAUGGUCUGGUUGGUGUGGGGGUGACGGUUGAGGUUGUUCGAAAGGUUUCCUCGACAGUGGCUGGACACAUGCGUAAGAUUCUCCGCAUCUACGAGCAUGGCAUCUCAAAUGCUGAAGUACUUCGACGCGCGUGCAUUGAUCCCAUUGCCAUUCUCCUCACAGGUGUACAACGUCUUGGUCGAUCCAUCGCGCUGGAUUGCUUCCGGAGUCAGGGCCUCAAGCAGACGGAGAUGCAUCGAGUACGUGACAUCUUGGAGCAGCUUUCUGCGCAUGCAGCACAGCCGGAGGGAACGCACAUCCUGUAUGUACGCAAGGCCGAGGUUGGUGAAAUUGCAUGUCCCGAAUGUGGCACAUACUUUGGUACACGUGAAGGUCUGUCGCAACACAUCAAGAAGAAACAUCCGGACAUUGCGCACCGAUCCAAGCUUGUCUUUGACAGGGAGAGCCACACCCUGUUUGGCAUUCCCAUGUGUCGCUUUUGUCACUUACGUCUACACGACUGGUCGUCCAUCACCAAACAUAUUCAGGAUGGCCAUUGCAGAUGGGUGAAGGAGAAGAUUGCGGAGGGACAUGCCUCAACUGAGCUAUUACAACUUAUCAAG